UCGUUGACGAUCUGGACAUGAGUCAGGUAUCCCUGGAGAUACAGGAGCUGAGUCGUCGAAUAGAUGAAGAUCUGGAGAAGGUUGCCCAAAAGGGGAAAAUGCAUUUAGAUCCCUCAAAACUGGAAUUGGCUAAAUCAAAGGGUAUCCAUCACCUUAUUGCAAAUAAAGACAGUGAAGGAAAGACCCUGGACAAUGAGAAGAACGGUGUCUCACAGGGAGGCCCCCGAAAGGAACUCAAAACCUCACAAGAUGUGCUUCGAGACGUCCUGGAUGGUAUCGUUGAACCAGAAAUCCUCGACUCCUGCGUCGAGGACCUGCAAAUGCUGACACAACACUCCGGUGAUCGUCUGUGCCAGCUGGUGCAAGUUUCCACCAACAGUCGCGAUGCCAACGACACCAAGCUUGCGGAUCUCAAAGACUUUCAGUCUGCAAACGCCCUCAACUCCUCAGAAGCUGUCGACGUGAAGAGCAUUCCUCUCGGGUCCGGGGAUGCGAAGGGAUACGCUCUGGAUCUAACCGGUGUCGAUGAAUCUGAAUUGGACCGGGAGUACUUAUUAUCACCACAGGAGGUUAUGAUCAAGGCAACCCUAUGGUUCCAAGACAAUGCUGCCUUCCUUGAAACGCAACGCAGUAAGUACCUUCGGCGCCUACAUACUGUUUUAUUUUUUAAUACUGGUAUAACUGCGGGUUCACAUUUACGUACACUGGAGGUUCCCUUGUUUAGUCCUUAG
Dibothriocephalus latus is the source of this 731-nucleotide messenger RNA. The record is from the annotation of a GenBank genome assembly. NCBI's taxonomy places the organism in Eukaryota, Metazoa, Platyhelminthes, Cestoda, Diphyllobothriidea, Diphyllobothriidae.